AUUUGUAGAAUAAAGGCACUAAAGAUUCUUGUUGUUUGGAAAGAGAUUUAGUUAAAAACAAAAAAGUAAAAAGGUGUUCAUUUUUAGGUCUUCCUGUGCAUGUUUCUGUCCAGUCAGCCUUAUCCACCCACAGCAAGCCCACGUCAGAAGCCCAGCUCUGAGAGCCGUUUGUGAGGUGGAAUUACAGCAUGGGCCUUUGCUCGUACAGCUCGUUUGUCUCUGCUUUGGAAGGGACGGAUUUAUUGGAUACCUGAGAGAGCAUUCUCUCCUUCCCCUGCACUCUCAGCAGCCUGCUUAGAGACAGGCCUGCAUUAUAGAUGAGCUCCUGGCAGCCGCCCCACACUCACACCACUCAUGUUACCCGUCCAGUAGAUACACGGAUACAGUACAUGCUUUUGGCGAACACUUGCAAAAAGUAUUGAACAGAAGCUUGGAAUAAAAGUGGGAUUAAAACUAAGUUUGAAGUCGGGACUCCAGGCAGUCUGUUGCAGCUUUGUCUGCAGAGAACUUAUCUGCAGCCGAGUAAUCAGGGCUUGUUUGUACUUUGACCCGUGCCAAGUGGAGGAGCUCUACGACCGUGCUGCAGAGAGCAACAUAAACCACGCUGGCUUCAGUUGGACUAUAUGACUGUCCUCCUUCCACGUAACACAGAGCCAGGGUACUGCUCUGCCUCUCUGUCUCCUCCCUCCUGGACUUUGAUCUUUUGUGACCGUGCGCACUGUGCAGCUUCUCACUAUGUCCCUUUCUCUCUCUCUCUGUCUCCCACACCCUCUGUUUUCUACAGCUUGCUCAGGCAUGAUUGGAUUUUUGUCCUUGUGGAUUUAAAAGAGAAAAAGCUCAAGUGUCAUUUACACAGUGAUUGAUUCACUUUUUUCCCCCUUUUGGGUAGAUGAACACAGUCAGACUGUGGAUAAAAGGCCAUCUGUUUGUCUGAAAACACAGCGUGCGGCACACUUGCAACAAAUUAAAGCCUCGGCCUGGAGGAUUUGACCGGUUUUGACUUUGGCAACUCCUGGUGGCAGUGUUGGAAAAAUGCACUGUGCGUACAGAACACCUCUAGUCCAGGUACACUGACCUGCUAUAUAUGAGCGGCUACAAACCCAAUUACUACAUCAUGAAUGUAGGUACACUUACAGGAAAAAGGGCUUCAGCACAGGUGAUUUUCAGCAUUUAGACAAACCAGUGUGUUAGGACACGUCCCACUCAUCGUCACUGGGCAGCCCAUACACAUGCACGACACCAUGGGCAGCUCCCCUGAGGUGCUCUCUUGGACUUCCUGUCCAAGUCUACUGGUGGGCAAGCUGAAGGAGGAGCUCAAACUCACUGUGGUUGGGGACAGCAUGAAGAAAUCCAGCUCGCCUAACUCCCAACCGCAGCCUCCUCAGGCCCCUCUAUCCAACUUACCUCCUCAGAUCAUCACAGACCUCGCUCCGCCGACACACCUGCCCGUUCCCCUGCUGCAGACGCCUGGCCAGGAUGAGGAGUCCAUGUUGGGCGGUACUAGUCCACCAAACGCAGCCCUGAGCGUGGACUCAACUCGGAGCGAAGGCGGACACUUUGACAACAGCGUGCUCCAGCUGCAGGAGCAGGACCACGAGGAAGCUGGGUCGCCGGCAUCCCAUGAGCACGUUGGAUGUGGCAGCGGCAUGGACGAGCAUAUGGGAGAGGGGGACUGUCCAAUGGACCACAAUGGAGAGGGCAAGCCGAACCUCCCGCAUCACCCUGAUGACAUCAAGCUGCACUUCCAAAGAGCCCCUCCUGGGUCGGGAGGCUUCUUAGAGGGGCUCUUUGGCUGCCUGCGGCCUGUGUGGAACAUUAUUGGGAAGACCUACUCUACUGAAUACAAGCUACAACAGCAAGACAUGUGGGAGGUUCCUUUCGAGGAGAUUUCAGAGCUGCAGUGGCUCGGCAGCGGAGCACAGGGUGCCGUCUUCCUGGGCAAGUUUCGCUCCGAGGAAGUGGCUAUCAAGAAGGUGCGAGAACAGAAGGAGACGGACAUUAAACACCUGCGAAAGCUCAAGCAUCCCAAUAUCAUCAGCUUCAAGGGUGUGUGCACCCAGGCACCUUGUUACUGCAUUAUCAUGGAGUACUGUGCCCAGGGUCAGCUGUAUGAGGUGCUGAGAGCGGGGAGGAAAGUGACCCCAAGGCUGCUGGUGGACUGGGCCACAGGCAUUGCCAGCGGCAUGAACUACCUACACCUGCACAAGAUCAUCCACAGAGACCUCAAGUCUCCUAAUGUUUUGGUGACCCACAACGACACUGUGAAAAUCUCAGACUUUGGCACAUCCAAAGAGCUCAGUGAUAAAAGUACAAAGAUGUCAUUUGCGGGGACGGUGGCCUGGAUGGCCCCAGAAGUGAUAAGAAAUGAGCCUGUGUCUGAAAAAGUAGACAUCUGGUCAUUUGGAGUUGUGUUAUGGGAGCUACUGACUGGAGAGAUUCCCUACAAAGAUGUGGACUCAUCCGCCAUUAUUUGGGGUGUCGGGAGCAACAGUCUCCACCUUCCCGUCCCCUCCACGUGCCCGGACGGGUUUAAAAUCCUCAUGAAACAGACAUGGCAGGGAAAGCCCAGGAAUAGGCCGUCGUUUCGUCAGAUUCUCCUACAUCUCGACAUCGCCUCUGCAGAUGUUCUGGGAACUCCUCAGGAGACCUACUUUAAGUCUCAGGCAGAAUGGAGGGAGGAGGUGAAGAAGCAUUUUGAGAAGAUCAAAAGUGAAGGCACCUGCAUCCACAGGCUGGACGAGGAGCUGAUCCGACGCAGGAGGGAUGAACUCAGGCAUGCACUGGACAUCCGGGAGCACUAUGAGAGGAAAUUGGAGAGAGCCAACAACCUCUACAUGGAGCUCAGUGCCAUCAUGCUGCAGCUGGAGGUCCGAGAAAAGGAGCUGAUGAAUUCUGUGCAUCACCGUAGGAGAGAGCAGGCGGUGGAGAAGAAAUAUCCCGGCAGCUACAAGCGCCACUUAGUCCGACCGAUCGUUAGAUCCAACGCUGUGGAGAAGCUCAUCAAGAAGAAAGGAAGCAUUUCCCACAAACCUGGGAUGCCUCCCACCAAAAGGCCAGACCUGCUUCGCUCUGAUGGCAUCCCUAGCGUAGACCCUCUCCCGUCGCCCUCACCGCUGUCUGCUAGCCCGAAGGUCUCCACCCCUCCUGGCAAAGCCCGGUACCGAAGCAAGCCUCGUCACCGCCGCGCCAACAGCAAAGGAAGCCACAGCGAGUUCUCCACUGUGCUGAAACCCAUUGCUGGAGCACCAGAAGAAACCCACUCUCUCCAGGAGCAACCGAUCCACCAUCAUCACCACCACCACCCUCCUCAAACGGAGGGGAACUUUCUCCCCUUGAAAGGUCGCGAGCAGGCUGUUGUCAACUGUGCCAACAACCUGCGAUACUUCGGCCCCGCCGCCGCCCUCCGUAGCCCUCAAACUGACCACAUGCAGCGCCGCGUUUCUGGCUCCAGUCCUGACCUCAUUUCCACCGCUGUGGAUGCAGACACGCGACAGCGGACUUCAUCCACCAGCUCCAAACCUGCAUCAGGCGCUGGUGCUGGUUCUUUAUGUCCCUGCUGCCAGGCUCACCCCUUCCCCGGCUGUCUACACUGUCAGGAGACCCCUCCCCUAUCAAGCCACCCAGAGCUGCCGCACUACUCGCUGCUCAACACCCAAGAGGGCAACCAGUCUUCUCUGGGGGCGCACAACAAAGACACAGUCUCAGAUGGAGAGACCACAAAGAAGACAGAGACGCAGGAACAGGAUGCAUCCCAGAACGCGCACACACUGCCCUCUGCACUGCCCCGCACUCUCAGGCCGCUCAGGAAGGGUGGUGAUGAGUCAUCCGAAGAAGAAGAGGGAGAGGUGGAUAGUGAAGUGGAGUUUCCAAGGAGACAGAGACCUCAUCGCUGUAUGAGCAGUUUCCAGUCCUAUUCUACUUUCAGCUCAGAGAACCUGUCGGUGUCUGACGGAGAGGAAGGAAACACCAGUGACCACUCGCACAGCGGACCCCUGGAGAGGCUGAGCGCCAGUCAGGAGGAACACCUGGACGAGCUGCUGUCCCACACGCCGGACAUCCCCAUCGACAUCUCCACCCAGUCAGACGGCCUCUCUGACAAGGAGUGUGCCGUCCGCAGGGUGAAGACGCAGAUCUCGUUGGGGAAGCUGUGCUCCGACGAACACAGCUACGAGAAUCCGCUACAGUUUGGGGACUCGGACUGCGAUUCGUCAGAAGCAGAGUGCUCCGAUGCCACUAUUAGAAACAACAAAGUCGGGGCUCCUUCCUCGUGGUGAACCUGCCUAAAGGGCUCAUCAUCUUUCUUGCCUGGAGGCCAUCAUGUCCUUCUCUGCUCUGCAGAAAAUACAGCAAUAAGAGGACAAACAUUGGAAACAAAGCUCCCUAUAGCAACGUCCUAUGUAAUCUCUCCCAUAUGACCCCCACCCCUCAUCUAGCACAGCAUUCAGGCAACCCAUUGCAGGGAUUCCCUUUUGAAUGAUAAUGUACAAUAGAUAGUUUAACGUUCAUAAUUUAUUUUUGUCUGAGUUCUGAAGGAAAAUUCAGGAGCUAUGAGACUUCUCUGAUCUGAACAGAGAGGAAAUAAACAGACAUUUUGAAUCCAAACAAGGGUUUACUUUGUGAUGGAGAGAGACCAGGACUGGAAGACGGUGUAGAUGAUGACGAUGAUGAUCAUGAUAAUGAUGAGAAGGGCUUAUCAAUCAGAAGAUGAUGGCUUUCAGUGGGGAGAUGCAUAACUGCAGUAGUUGGUCUCUCAGGUGACUGACCCAGAAUAAAAGCGGCUUUCAACAUCUCACUGUUGUGGACAGACAUCUCCAAACAACAAGCAAUCGCUCAGCUCAUACUGCAGCCUGACCAACCUGCUUUAUCAUGAGUUUACAGUAUCAAGUCCCAGUACCCCACCUCCUCCGCUUCCACCCCGCCUCCCCACUGUGAGUAAAGUGGGGAGCAUGGAGCUCAUGGAAAACAUUGUGAACACCAGCAUGAACAACCUGCCUCGCAACUGGAUUUUCUCCCUCCCUGAAACCACCGGAUGUGUCUGUUCUUCAGGAUCCCCCCGCCCUCACGUAGCUGUCGAAGCAUGCUUCUGCAGCUCGCGAAAUGAAAACGCUGCCCCAAGACUGCAUGAAGCGGACAGAGCAUCGGAGAUAAAGACGUGGCCGAGAGCUAUAGGAAAAAAAAGAAAAAAGAAAAGAGACUCUUCCUCUCUGACUCUGCUCGUCCUUCUCUUAAAGACAUGCCAACGUCAUCGUCAUCAGCAAUCAGAUGUCACAGGCAGAGUUACUGAGGGAGUUAUCUGUGUGUGAGAGUGUGAGUGAAUGUGAGUGUGACAACGCAAAGUCCUUUCCUCUCCAUUAGACAUUACAGUUUCAAGUCUCAUCUCAGGAUCGUUCAAGGACUGUGAAACUGGACUGGACCAAUUAUAUGAAGGAAUGUGUUUUGUUUUUUUUGUUUUUUGAGCGGCACAUAUUAAGGACCAUGCAGGAAUACUCGAAAAGGUCUUACAGAUAGCCUUGAUGUUCAACGUUUUAUUGCUGUAACAGACUUUAAUGGGAUGUGGAGACGAGGCAUCCAGGUGCAGUAUCCCAUUUCUUGAAAUCUUCAGGUUCGGCAUGUUCCACGGAUCAUUUUCUAGCAGGGUGGAUUAUGCCGAUGUCCAAAAUGGUCAUUAUUUGCGAAUUAUAACAGCAAUAACACGAGUGAGAAAGAAGUCGCUUGUUCAGGAUCUUGCAUGUCUAGCUGGCUAGACGCGAGCACAGUGACUGGUAGCCAGCGGAGAGCGCCAGGCGUCAGAGCUGCUUAUAGAGGCUAUUUUUUUAAGUCCAGAGUGGGAUUUUAGAAUUUCCUUUAAGGCACUUAAAAUACUUAAAUAAACACUAAUCCAUUCACAUUCAAAGUGUGAAUCUUGUAGGCCAGAUUUAUUUAUUUUUCUUAAAAUACUUCCUUAUGUAGUCCCAAAUAGUUAAAGAGUUUCUUGGUUAAUCCUUUUUCACCAAACACAUGCAAAUACAGGUGCCUUUGAUCACAUGUUUAAUAAUUUAUCAGUUUAACUCUUUUCACCAUCAGCCCAGCUGCAGGGCCCUUUUAGAAGAGCUCUUUAAAUGACCGUAAUUCUGUUUCUGUUUGUGCCAGAGACACAAUUCAAAGGGUUUCAGAAAGAAGGGAUCACGAGCUUCACAGGGAUAUUUGUUGUGUCACGGUACCACAAAGCAUUCACAAGGUACUGAUGGCUGAACACGGACAGUAAAACCAACUAAGCCGAGAUGUUACCAUGUGCACUCCUCAACUGAUUUUGCCUUGAGAGAAAAUUCAAAUGGUUCCUGAAAGAUGAAAAUUAUUUUGUCAUGUGUUGUGAUAAGGGGUUAAGAAGCAUAUAGACCAAACUAAAAAUGUAUUAUUUAAAAAAUCUGAAAAAAUAUAGGCUUAUGGUUAGCUAAUGUCCUCUGUCCUCCUCAGCACACACACCUCCUUAAAUCUGGAUGGUUUAUUCAUUUAUGAUUCAAAAUCAAAAUAAAUGCUACACUUCUUCCUAAUAACUUGGAACAUUAGUGCAUGUAGUAAAGUGCAAUCAAAGGUUUGAAAAAGCAAGAGCUCAAAGAGUUCCUUCUCUUUAUCCAAAAAGGAGUGAUUGGGAGGCUGGAGCUUCGCAUUUCACACCUACAGCUAGUUAGGAAUCCCCUGUUAACCGAACCUGAAGCCUGCAUACGCAGAGACAACACAGGGAGAACAUGCAAACUCCACACGGGGCUCAAAUUUAGAAAAAUCAUAAGUUAAAUGCUAAUUUUAAUAUUUUGUCAAGAAUCUGUUCUGGUUGUUUGUGGGUUUAUAGUUGUGUCUUCAGCGGAUAAAAUGCAUGCAUGGUUGGUUCGAGGUCUUUCCCUGCAGCUUUCAGGCCAUCUCCGAUCUUUAGUGUGGCGCACAGUCUAAUCAGCGUUGCGGCUUUUAGCACAUACCACAGGUGGUUUCAGAAUUUUUGUGUAAUGGUGAGAUGUUUCGCACUUUAGAGUUACAUUUUUUUCCAAAGACUUCCAAUUCACACAAACAUGCACGGCUGCUUUUUUUUUGAAAGGCAGUCAGGACUCGACAUUGUUUUAAAGUUUUAAAAAAAAAAAAA
Messenger RNA from Maylandia zebra (zebra mbuna), 7111 nucleotides. RefSeq names its product mitogen-activated protein kinase kinase kinase 13 (gene map3k13). Gene Ontology annotation, biological process: JNK cascade; protein autophosphorylation. Gene Ontology annotation, cellular component: cytoplasm. Gene Ontology annotation, molecular function: ATP binding; MAP kinase kinase kinase activity. The record is from RefSeq and is a predicted model, not a curated record. Lineage: Eukaryota; Metazoa; Chordata; Actinopteri; Cichliformes; Cichlidae.